AUGCUCUAUGUUAUGUUUUUAAAAUUCUAAUAAUCUAUUAAUUAUUUAUUUUUCAGUUGAGUUUAUUAGUUAUUAGUUGUCUUCUUUUAUUAAUCUUCCCGAGACACAUAGUUAACACCAUGCCCGUUCCACCUUUAAUGCACGUAAAGAAUGUGCUUCAAGCCUUCAAGCCACAACUUUUUUUAGUAAUUUAGAGGCCACAUUUAAGAAUAUAGUUGUGACUUGUGAGCGUUGUGUUAGUAAAUUUAACUUGUAUUGUAUGGAACAGUUCAGUUAAUACUAGCAAGGUCAAUGCUCUAUGUUAUGUUUUUAAAAUUCUAAUAAUCUAUUAAUUAUUUCCUUUUCGGUUGAGUUUAUUAGUUAUUAGUUGUCUUCUUUUAUUAAUCAUUAUAUUUUCUGCAAUAAUAUGACAUUAUUAGUUACAAAAAAAUAAUAUGACAUUAUUGAUGAAAUUGGUUAUUUGAACCUUUUUAUUUUACCACUUUAUAACUUUUCACAAUGUUUUACAUACUUUUAGGAUGAUUUGUUAAAAUAUUUUUGUUAUUAUUAAAAACCAUAAUCUUGCAAUGAAAACCCAUAUAGUAGUAGUAUAGCGUCUUUUAAGAUAAUUUGUUAAAAUAUUUUUUGUUAUUUAUUAAAAACCAUACUUGCAAUGAAAACCCAUGUAGUAGUAGUACGUAGUAUAGUGUCUUUUAAAUAUGGGCUUAUUUGCUAAAUAACCAAAAAAAUAAGGGAAAUUAGAUUUUUAGAGAGAGAGUAAAGAGAGAUAGGAAGAAAAAGUAGGAGAGAGUGAGUGUUUUUAGUUAGUUAAUGAAUUUUGGUUUUUGUUGUGUAUAGUGAAUGCAAUUUCCUUUUAAAUAUUAACUUAAAAUACUUGAGAAAAAAACUGUUAAAAUAGGUUAAUUCUUUCACUUUUUUUUGUGGAACACUGGUUAAUUCUUUUACUAAAUACUGAAAAUAUAUGAUUAGUUAAUGUGUUUGCGUAUUUAGGUUACUAUAAUAUAUAACUCAUAAAUGAAAUUAAUUAGGUAAAAGAACCAUAAGGCCAUAUACAUUUAAUUUGCUUUUAUAAGCCUCACAACUAUUAGGGACGGCACUGGCUAACACGUGUCUUUCAUGCAAGAAAAACGAGGUCCUGGUUCGUCGUGAAGCUUUGCCACUUUCCAAAACCAUCUUAAAUAAACAUUAAACCAUCUUAAAUAAACAUUCCCCCGCUUAACUGUGAGCAUUUUCAAACCCAAACUAUUUUAAAAAAAUCCUUACGAUUGAAAAAGCCAAGUGUCUCUCUCCCCCCAUGAAAUCACGGCGGCGCAACCUCUCGGAGGAAGUUCCUCAAACCAUCACUCGGCACAGCCCACGACUACUUAAUGCUGACGAGGAAUCCUGUAUUGUACAAUAUCCUGGUCGGAGAUCCCGAUCGAAGUAGUCACAGAGAUAUUUUCGAGGUUUCCACUACAGUCUAUAGCGAGAUGUCGUUGUGUAUCGAAGCGGUGGGCUUCAAUCCUUCGCAGUCAAGACUUCACGGACUUGUUCUUCACAAGAUCGCUGGCUCGCCCGCAGCUAUUGAUCGCCUUCCAAAUAUUCCGCGGUAAGUUGGUCUUCUUCUUCUCACCUCAGUCUCGUGAGAAUGCGCCUCUUGUAGCCGCCGAUCAUCAUUUGAGUUUCCGUGUUGAAGGCCACUGCACUCAAAUAUCUAGUAUUGUCAAUGGACUUUUCUGCAUAAGACAUGAUCGGAUCUUGUAUGCAUCAAUGGGGUUUUGUAUUACACUGCGAUUUCCGAUUCUGUUCAAAUGCUGAUUUUCUUUGAUUUCAGAUCUGAGAAGUACAGCUUUGUUAAACCACCCCCGGAAAGAAAUUUAAAGAUGGAAAAGCUGAUAAACUUCCAAGGUAAAUUGGCUUCAGUAAGGUCCAGAAUCUUUGAUAGUGAAGAAAGUUUAAGUUUAGAGAUUUUGAUUCUAAAAGACCCUAAAAAGCAUGAAUGGGCCAUACGUAUUUUCAAUCUACCUCCUAUGUGGAAGGACGGAGCUGCAGGGAAGUACUUAGACGUUGUUGGAGUUACUGCUACAAAUGAAUUAGUUUUGUCACCUCGCUUUCCAUCCUACCUUUACUACUACAAUUUCGUCAGCAAAGAUAUAUCAAGAGUUGAUAUCCAGGGAAUUGGAGCGUUUGAGAAGGAACCUAGAGCUCACGUAAUACUGAACCAUGUUGAGGAUGCCAAGAUUAUGGAAUUGUUUUAGGAUUUUGUAACUGGUUCUAGCUCUUAAGUUCUUGUCUUGUCCACCAUGUGGUCUUUCAACUGCUUUGGUGUUUUUGGUAUAACUUUUUCAGUUCUUGGAAUGAAUAUUUUUAGUUGUGUACCACAGUUUUCAUCUUAUCUAGAUACAUACCAUCUCUGCUAUUGUUUCAGUGGUAAUGGAGCAAUGAUUGUUCUAGAUUAUGUUUUUGAAACUGUUGUCUACUUGCCACACUGUUAUUUGGUUUUCCACUAAUUACACUUUCCGACUAUAGCUACAAAUUGUUUUACUUUUGAUAUUGGACUUAGCUAUGUACACUGGCACAUCAAAAUUUAAAUCUAUCUGCCUUGUUGUCCUUUCUUAAUCUGAACUUGUGGUUUACAUGUAUGAAAGUGAGAUUGGCUGUAUAGGCUCGCUUUGAACGAGGUUUUUCCUGCCAUGGCUUGUCAUUUUCCGAGAUUGCCAUCUCUCUUGAAAAUUACACUAAUCUAAAUUCAGAGAAUCUCAUCAAUGGAGUUAAAACUGGGUCUUCGUGUCUUAUGCUCCAACAAAGCCGGCAUUGUGUUCCUCAGCCAGGUAUAUAUGUUCUUUUAAGAAAAUUCUCACUACACCUAGAGAUAUUCAAAUGUGUCUUUUUGUUUUGGCUAUGACAGGAACUUAUAGGAGCCUUUGCUUUCAUGUUAUUUUCUUCUCUUUUCUUUUUCUUUUUUGUUAUAACUAGUCUUCUUAUAUCAAACUGUUUCUGAACAUUCUUUCUCUUCCAGGGAGACAAAUAGAGGUUCUAUGUGGUUUCCUCCCAAGUCUGCAAGAAUCAGUGCACGAAGUUGCAAGAUGGAUAGAUUAUGUCAUUAUCAUCCUCACAAUUUUGUUAAUCAUGUUACUUAAAUGUUCUUGAGCAUUGUUGAGAGUAUCAAUUAGUAUUGAUUUAACCUUGAAUAGUAGUAUCAAUUUCGGAACUUGUUUUAUUGUACUCUGACAAAUUUUCUCAUAGAACAAAGGUUGAGGAUGUUCAUAACUUAGUAUGGUAAGGAUGAUGCCCCAAUUUAAAAGCCUUUGAGUUUGACACAGCAAGAGUUGUGCUGGAACUUGGACUUGCCAAGUCACCGCCAUAAACCAUCAUCAAAGUACUUAACAAUUAAUAAUUUGGUUAUGAUUAGUUAAUAGUAACACUAUUCUAGUUGCGUACGUCAACUCUUUAAAUUUCCAAUUAUUCGUGAUUUAUCUGAACAUAAAAUAUUAAAUAUCCAAUUUUAUUACAUUGAUUGGAGGCUACAGUUCAUCUUUACCUUUUAAUUAUGAGAUGCAUAUGAUCAGAAACCUCCUCUCCUAAAUAGAUUAUACAGUUUGAUCCAAAUCGAAAGUCUCAGAAAGAGACCCAUUACACAGAAAUUAAUUAGCAACAUGCAGUUUUACCGAACAUUCUUCAAACUAAGAAAUAUUUAGUCGCUUACUAGCUACCUGAUAUAUAUUUAUAUAAAGAUGAUAACAUAGUUCUCUAGUGGUGGAUAUGUUAAUCAGUUUUUAUUGCUUGUUAAGGACAAUAACGAGUUAAUGAUUGGUUUGUAUGUGACACAAGGCAACAUAAAAGGCUUAGAGGCGGCUUUAAUGAUAGAUAUAAGUCAAGCAACAUACUCGUAAAGUUACUUGACGUUUUUCAAUGGAAGAAAAUAAAGAAUAUCUUCUUCAUAUAAUGAUUGGAACAGAGCUUAGAAACAUUUUUCUCAUUAACUUAUCAAAGGAAUUGACAGACAAAUAAACAGCAAUCCUAAGUUACACUUUCUUGUACUCUUCCUUUUCAAAAAUUGCCUUCCUCUCCACUCUUUGCCUUUCUCCGUCCUAAUCUUUGUUACACACAAGCAUGUGCAAUAUAUAUAGUCCUGAAUUUUCUCAUUUGUAUCCAUUAUCAACUAAUCAUAUAAUAAAAAGAUAUAGAAAAAACAGUCAAACGGACAGGAAUCUUAUCGCAAGGUUUAAUGGGUUCCGAGAAAUUUGGAGACGAUGAUCGGAGCAUCCAUUUGCAGGUAUUGGAUCUCCAGAAGCUGGAGGAAGCGCGAGGCUCAAGCGACACCGUAUUGGAUUUCAGAAACAGCGUCGAGAAAGGAGACAGCGGCGAAACCGCAGACGCUACUCCUGCUUCUUCCGCGAUCGCGUUCCACAGAUCAUCAUCCCCGCCUGAGCAAAAGCUCACACUAUUCGCUCUCCGCCUUGCGAUCAUCGAGAAAGUCGCUACCUGUCUCGGAACACUAGGUUUCAUCUGGGCCACGGUGGUUCUUCUCGGCGGCUUCGCCAUCACCCUCGAGAAAUCCGAUUUCUGGUUCAUCACCGUCAUCCUCCUCAUCGAAGGCACUCGCAUCUUCAGCAGAAGCCACGAGCUCGAGUGGCAGCAUCAGGCCACGUGGACUGUCGCAGGCGUUGGAAUCAGUAGCUUCCGUGCGUUACAAGCAAGCUCUGUUUCGCUUCUCAGAAAAUUAAAACGAAUCAGUGGAGGAGUCUUGAAGCCAAUCCUCGAAAGCAGAUUAAGUCAAGAAACCCCUCGGACAUGGAAAAACUCAGAUGUUCCUCUGCUUCCCUACGCGAAAUGGCUCUACAUUUCAACCUAUGUGAGCCGUCUUCUCUACUGGCUCCAGCUCCUCUCAGCAACCGCCUGCGUGGCUCUCUCUUCAUACAAGCUCGUCAGACACAACUACGGAGAUGUUCACGACGGAGAGCUGGACAAGAGGAACAGAAAAGCCGCUCUUAGCAUCUUCUACUCGCUAGCCCUAGCCGAGGCUUUGCUGUUUCUUGCAGAGAAAGCUUACUGGGAGUGGCAGGUCAGUGUGUGUAAUUUGCUUGAGAAUGUGACUAAAGAUUGUGGCUUUGGUGUUACUGGGUUGGUCUCUAUAAAGAGAUUCUUCUACGAUGCUUACUCAAAGUCUGUGAAUGGGAGCAUCUUUGAUGGGGUUAAGAUGGAUAUGGUCAGCUUUGCUAUGGAACUGUUGGGGUCUAGUUGCCCAGAUGAACAGCUUAUAGGUGCAAGAAUUCUCAGACAGUUUGCGGUGAAUGAGCGGUUCGCAGAGGAUACCCUUGAGAAGAUUGGAAUCAACUUGCCUGUCAUUGAAAGGUUGGUGGAGAUGCUGAACUGGAAAGACAUGCAAGAAGAAGAAAUUAGGAGAUCAGCAGCUGAGAUACUAUCAAAACUCGCUGGCAAGAAACAGAACUCUCUAAGAGUAGCCGGGAUCUCUGGUGCCAUGGAAUCGAUAUCAUCACUAUUACAGAAGACAAGAUCUUUAGGUGAAGCUCCUGAUGAGAUUGGAGAGAGGAAAAUCUUCCACGACCAUCAUCUACAGUACGAUUACUGUAGGUUCAACAACUUAGGCCUCUUGAUUCUAAAGAAGUUAUCCAGAGAUCAUGAUAACUGUGGAAAAAUCGGCAACACGAGAGGACUUCUUCCAAAGAUUAUUGACUUCAUGCACACGGAUGCAACACUCUUGAAGGAUGAGAACGCAGAGAUGGUUCUCUCACGAGUCUUGACAGUGAAACGGUCCUUGCAGCUAGUGAAAAUGUUGGUAAGCAUGAGUGGGAACACUGGGAGGUGUCUUAGGAAAGAAAUCUCGGAGAUCGUUUUCACAGUCAGUAACUUGAGAGAUGUACUGCGUCAUGGAGUGAGAUACCCUAAACUACAGAAGCUUGGGACUGAGAUUCUGAGCUUCCUGGCCCUUGAGACAGAGGCAAGGGAGAGAAUUGGUGUGACUGGAGGUGUCUUGAAAGAGCUCUUCAACAUUUUCUUGAAAAGCAAGGCACAUGGGGAUGUGAAUGAGAGCCGGGUUAGAAUCGCUGCAGGGGAAGCUAUAGCUAUGCUUGCUUUGGAAAGUAGAAGCAACUGCGUCCACAUUUUAAAGCUUGGAGUGUUGGUAAGACUUGUGGAUGCACUUGAGGUUCCUUUGGUCCGUGUCAAUGCUGCGAGAGUGUUGAGAAACUUGUGCAUGUACUCAGGACAUGAAUGCUUUAUAGACCUGAUGUUCAUUAAAGCAGCAGCUCCCACGGUGUUGAAAUCAAUAACAUCAGGAGACAACAAACUACAAGAAGUGAUGCUAGGGUUAGCAACACAAGUGUUCAAGUUCAUGAGUUCAGAAGAAGCACACGUUGCACUGACAGAUUCAGGGAUCAAGAAGCAAGAACUGGCGAACUCGCUGGUUGCUAUCCUGAAGAAACAUGACAAGCCAGCGAUUAAGGUUCCAAGAAUUAGGAGGUUUGUGAUUGAGCUGGCGAUAUGGAUGAUGGAAGAUGACGUGGAGAACGUUGUGAUGUUUAGAGAUUUAGGUAUGGAGAGAGAGCUGGAGAAAGUUCUUGAAACUACGGCUGAGCUUGAGAACUUUGAUGUUUUCUCGGGCACGGUUGGUGUGAGCCGACAUAGCAGAACGGUUCAUUGGUUGGCUGAGUUGGCUUUAACAUUUCUCAAGGAAGAUCAACCAUAA
Messenger RNA from Brassica napus (rape), 6688 nucleotides. RefSeq lists its product as uncharacterized. The transcript has 5 exons. The coding region runs from base 4208 to 6688 and encodes 826 amino acids. Lineage: Eukaryota; Viridiplantae; Streptophyta; Magnoliopsida; Brassicales; Brassicaceae. Gene Ontology annotation, molecular function: protein binding. The record is from RefSeq and is a predicted model, not a curated record.